Molecule: messenger RNA, 1808 nt
Organism: Metopolophium dirhodum (rose-grain aphid)
Lineage: Eukaryota; Metazoa; Arthropoda; Insecta; Hemiptera; Aphididae
Product: alpha-tocopherol transfer protein-like
Exons: 7
Coding region: 358-1275 (305 amino acids)
Cellular component (GO): membrane
Molecular function (GO): phosphatidylinositol bisphosphate binding
Source: RefSeq, a predicted model, not a curated record
UACUCUGCAGGUAAUAAUAUUAUUAUCGCUGCCUAUCAGCCAUUAUAAUACCGCGGCGGUCGUGUUGCAAUUCCAUUUACAUCCAAACGUCCGAGCACCGCACACAUUCGCGCACACGCACGCCGCACCGGUUGGUCGAACGACUAUAGUAACAUAAAUUGUUGGCGAUUUUCGCGCAAAACCUUUGGGUCGUCGGCACACCGAUACCUAACCUAUAGUUAUUAUAGGCGUUAUCGUAUGCAUAAUAUUACUAUCGCUUUUUCUUGUCGUCGCUAUAGGGUGUAAGUGACACCCCCGUUCGUCCCCCGUCAACGUCCGAAAACAAUAAUAUUUUGAAACCAGAACCAUACCUCGACCAUGGAAGUGGACAAUUACGGGCCAGUCGUGAAGAUGGGCUCCGGGCACGAGCUGCGGUUCGAGGACGACGCCGAUUUCGAGGAGUCGUACAAGGAGCGAGCCGUGAACGACCUGCGCGAGACGCCGGAGCGCCGGGCAGAAGCUCUAGAGGAACUCCGGAGACUUAUCAGAGAGGAGAAAAAACUUUACCUUCCUACUGACGAAACCACAGAACUGUACUUGUUAGCCUUCUUGAGAGUCUGCAAAUUCUACCCGGACAGUGCAUUCAAAAGGGUGAAAUUUUUGUACAAAUUACGCCAGAAAAAUCCAAAAUACUGCAAUGACUUACUACCGAGCUUAGAAAAAAAUGUCUUUGCUCAAAAUAUUCUUACAGUCUUACCAUCACGUGAUCAACACGGAAGGAGAAUAUUAAUCACAGAAUGUGGACAGAGAUGGAAAGUUAAAAAUUGCACACUGACAGAGAUCUUUCGCGGUGUCGAGCUGGUGAUUGAAGCGGCUAUUCUCGAGCCUAGAACUCAAGUGUCGGGCACUGUGCUGUUGGUGGACUUUGCUGGUCUGACCAUAAACCACGUCUGGCAAUUCACACCAAACUUCGCUAAACUUGUUUUGGACUGGAUACAGUAUUCAAUGCCUGCAAGACUUAAAGAAGUGCACAUCGUAAAUCAACCGUACAUAUUUAACAUGGUUUUUGCAAUGUUCAAACCAUUUAUGCAAGAAAAAUUAAGAAAUAGAAUGCUUUUGCACGGUUAUGAUCACUCGUCAUUAUUAGCACAUCUGGAUGCCAAAUGUUUACCAACUAAAUACGGUGGUCUCAUGGACAUAGAAACCGACCAAGGCAUAGAUUUGUGGAACUUACUGUGUUAUUACGAAGACAACUAUAAAGUGACAAAUGAAUUCGGCUACAAAAAGAAGAAAUAAUCAAAAAUAUCUUAAGAAACUCAGUACCUAGACUAGAAUCGUGUAUUUUAUGUUAUUUAAUACUACGUACUAUUAUAAAUGUAGAUUUUAAUUAUUUGUUAUUGGGUUAUUUACCAAAAAUAUGAAUAUUUAUAUAUAUACGUAUUUUUUUUUUUAAUACCUAAUUAAUUUGCUGUAUUUAUUAUUUUAUUCAAAUGUAUUUAUUAUAUUAAAGUGACUUUCAACACAAAUUAUCGAAUUAAAUCAAAUUAUUAUUUGAUUGAUGAUUAUUUGUUUCGACUGUGUCAAAUAUUUAUAAUAAUAUGAUUACAUAGAUAGUAUUUAAUCAUACUGCAAUGACAUGUACCACUAUCAAUUUUGAAAUUAAAUUGCAUUACAACGAUAUAAUAAAAACCUAAAUGUUUUUUCUCCUAACUUUUGUUUUAUAUUUUUGAAGACAGUUUUUACUACUUGGAUUUUAAAACAAUAAUUGUAUUAAUAUAAGAACAAAUAUUUAUAUUGAAUUUUUAAAAUAAAGUAAGUUGUUUUCCAGU